UCUGGGUAGUGAAACUCCCCACUGAGGGCGGAAUCAGGGGCAAGAACGGCCAUAGGAUUAUCGCCUGUGGCUUAAUUCAGGAAACAAGGAAGGAAGAAGCAGCGUCUCCGCUGGUUUUCACUAAAGUAGGAUGGAGCGGGGUAAUGCUCGUACCGAGUGACAGUAAUAGACCAGCAGUCUGAUAUCAGGAGCAGGUAAAUGAUCCUAUUGAGUUUGGAGUUGGUCAUCAGGUGCAUGUUUAAGGAGGAUGAACACGGAGGAACUGGAGUUACUGGGUGACUCCAAGUAUAGAAAUUACGUAGCAGCGGUGGAUAAAGCAUUGAAAAGCUUCGAGUAUUCCAGUGAAUGGGCAGAUCUAAUAUCAGCACUGGGUAAACUUAACAAGGUUUUACAGAACAAUGCAAAGUACCAAGUCGUCCCAAAGAAGCUAACUAUUGGCAAGCGGCUGGCCCAGUGUCUUCACCCAGCACUGCCCAGUGGUGUUCAUCGAAAAGCACUAGAAACCUAUGAAAUCAUCUUUAAAAUCAUUGGCUCUAAAAGGCUGGCCAAAGAUCUCUUCUUGUACAGUUCUGGCCUUUUCCCUCUUCUUGCCAAUGCGGCCAUGUCUGUCAAACCUGUGCUGUUGAGCUUGUAUGAAGUCUAUUUCUUGCCUCUGGGUAAAACUCUGAAGCCAGGACUGCAAGGAUUGUUGACUGGGGUGUUGCCUGGCUUGGAAGAAGGCUCUGAGUACUAUGACAGGGCAAACACAUUGCUGGAGAAGGUUGCAGCUGCAGUGGAGCAAUCUGCAUUUUACAGUGCCCUUUGGGGAAGUAUUCUGACCAGCCCUGCCGUGCGGUUACCAGGGAUCACCUAUGUACUCGCUCAUCUGAAUCGGAAGCUUUCUAUGGAGGACCAACUCUAUAUUAUUGGCAGUGACAUUGAAUUGAUGGUUGAAGCAGUCAGUGUUUCAGUCCAGGACUCCAGUGCCUUGGUGCAGAGGAGCACCUUGGAUCUCAUUCUGUUCUGUUUCCCUUUUCAUCUGUUUCAGGCCACUCGCCCAGAUAUGAUACAGAUUCUGUCUGCAGCUCUGCACGUAGUACUUCGGCGAGAUAUGUCUCUCAACCGUAGACUUUAUGCAUGGCUUCUUGGAUUCGAUAACAAUGGUUGUGUUGUAGGCCCCAGAAGCACCAGGCACAGCAAUCCAGAGGAACAUGCAAUCUAUUAUUUUAAUAACUUUUCCAAGGAUCUCCUGAUUCAGGCCAUGGUGGGAAUCUUACAAGGAAAAGAAUGUGGAGAGGAAGAAAGGACAACAUUACAUGAUCUGAAACCUUUUCGCAUUCUCAUUAGUCUUCUGGACAAGCCAGAAUUAGGGCCGGCAAUCUUGGAGGAUGUACUUAUAGAAGUUUUCAGAACAUUGCAUUCACAGUGCAAAGCUGAAUUGAAUCUGAAAACGCAACCUUCUUACUGCAAAGACCACACUCAAUUAAGCAGUAAAAUGAGAGAGAAUAAGAAGACUUCAGAGCUAAUUAAAACUGCAAAUCUUCUCUUCAAUUCUUUUGAACCAUAUUAUAUGUGGGACUAUAUAGCUCGUUGGUUUGAAGAAUGCUGUAGGAGAACACUGAGUGCAAGAUUGCAGGCCACAGCUCAUGGCAAGGGAAUGUCAGAGUACUCUCUGCCUGAAUUCUGUCUCUUAGUUGACUUCCUAUUGGACAUUGUGUCAUUGCCUACUCGAAGUAUGAGAGUACUAUGUCAGGAGACCUACAUUGAGAUUCAGACAGAACAUUUGCCCCAGUUGUUGCUGCGGAUGAUAUCUGGCCUGACAAGCCAUCUGCAGGCUUUAUGCCUCUCUGAGCUCACUGAUUGCUUAAAGCUGUGCUCAAAGAUACUUAGUAGAGUGCAGCCGCCCUUAUUGUCAUCCGGGGCAGAGUGUAAAUUGCAUUUUCCAGGAAAUGGCAGCUUUGUCCAACAGAAAGAGGAUAAAAAGGUUUCAUCGGUCAACCUUGGGGCUUCUGGUGAUGUUUUUGAAGAUGGUGAAAAUCCUCCUAGUAGUCAGUCAUCUGAAAGUGGUUUUACAGAAUUUGUGCAGUAUCAGGCAGACAAAAUUGAUGACAUUGACAAAGUGCUAGGUGAAGGCCAGGAUUCAGGGUCAUUGCCACAGGGCAGCACUUCUUCAGAAGCAGAAAGUGCUUCCACUAUUGGGUCUGAGGACACUGUGGUACCAUCAUCAACAUCACAAGUGGGUAAAGUGGCUGUGCCAGUGGGGACUUCUACUCAAAAGACAACGAUGCAGUACUGCCUAGAGUACUUUGAACAGUUUUUGAGCCAGCUUAUAAUUCUUUAUAUCAUUCCCAAUGAAGUCAUUUGCCAGGCAUUUACAGCAGGAUUCCAUAUGGACCUGAGCAGACCCAGAGGCCAGAUGGAUGACUGUGACCAUGGCAGCAAAGGCGAUGCAACAUUUCAGGCAACAGAGCAGCUGCAGUGUUCUAAAGACCAUCAUCAUGCAUUCACUGCUGCAUGCCAGCUUUUCUUUGAGUGUUCCAGCUUUCCUGUUUACUUCGCAGAAGGAAAUCUAGCAUCUUCACCUCACAGCAAUAAAUCAGAAAUUGAUUUUGAUCAGGUAAAGCCCCCAAUUUGGCUCCAGACCCUCAUGACUGCCUGCUGUUUUGCCAGUGAUUUCAGCAUUCAGUGUAUUGCCAUUUCACUGGUGCUUGACUUAGUUGGUCUAACUCAGUCAGUUGCUGCUGUUAGUGGAGAAAACCUGAACAACCUUGAGCCAGCACAGCCCAGGAGUCCAAGCCAGGGAACAGUGGCCGUCGUCAUCAUGCCACCGCUUACACAAGGAAACCUCAAAUAUAUGACUCAAAAAACUGAAUUUUUCAAGCAAGUGGCAGUGAUACUUUGGAACCAGCUUGGGGAUAAAACUCCACAAUAUUAUCAGAGAAGUGUGGAACUGUUUUAUCAACUGCAUAAUCUUGUCCCAUCUUCCUCCAUCUGCGAAGAUGUCAUUAGUCAGCAACUCUUACACAAAGACAAGAAAAUACGUAUGGAAGCACAUGUCAAUUUCUCAGUACUUUGGCACAUUACUCGAGAUCUUCUUAUCAACAAGUCUUCCUCUUUUAAUCGUACUUUUGACAGGUCUCUCUUUAUAAUGCUUGAUAGCCUGAGCAGCAUGGAUGGCUCCAUUUGUUCAGUGGCUCAGGCCUGGCUGAACCAAUGCAUCCAGAGGCAUGACAUUGCAAGGAUCCUUGAACCACUGCUUCUGCUACUGCUCCAUCCAAAAACCCAGCGCAUCUCUGUGCAACGUAUGCAAAUAGAGAGGCACAUAAGUAAAUCCAAGAAUACACCUAUUGAAGAAGAUGCAAUUAAUUACUUGCGAGGAAUUAAUAGUGUAGAUGUUUUUGGACACCUAUCCUUUGACUCUGGAAAACACCCUGCUUCUAAGGGAUUUAUUAGCAAACAUUUAGGUGCAGAAGAAAUGGAGAACUUCAGUUUUACAGUAAACCCUCUGAGUGACCGGUUGUCUAUGCUGAGCACUAGUAGUGAAACCUUACCAUUUGGAAUGUCAGACUUCGAUCUGCAGGAGCAACACGCAGAAAUCCUACAUAGUUCUGAAUCUGGCUGUUCCCAAUCUUCAACAGGAGAUAACAGUAGUUAUGAGACAGAACCAUUGAGCAUGGGCAGUGCUAAGACCAAUGGGAAUUCACAGAUUUCGUCAGAAGAUUCAGUGGAAGUUAUAGUGCAGCAAGUGGUUUCACAGUUGAUCAGCAGUGUUGUAGAUGGAUUGAAAGGCAACUCUGAAUUUCUAGAGUGUCAGGUUUCAGCUCAGACUGAAGCCAAUGUAUUGGGAUCAAGUAUUAGCAUACAGCCAACAGAGUGUUCUUUCCAAAGUGAAACUAAAAGCCUAGAUAUUAGAAGUUCCCUGAAUGGAAUAAUUAAGUGUAACAGUCCCGAAAGUGUGUUGUCUUCAACUGAUGGUGGCAUUGGGACCAUGUCUGGAAGCCAAAGUAGACCCAAAUCCUCACCAUCAAUUACAAUAUCUGAGGAUCCCUUGUCUAAAUACAGUCUCUCUGCAGAAGAGGUGCAGUCACUAAAGAGAAGCCCAACUGGUAACCAUUUAGGACUACACGGCAAAAUGAUGGAGAAACUAUCUGACAGAGAACUUGGCAUCAAAGAUUUUCCUAAACCACCUGGUGCAAAGCCCAAAAUAAAAGUAAGCAAAAAGAAGGAAGAUGAUAAAAAGGCACAGAACGAAAAAAUGAAGCCACCUAAUGUGUCCUUUGGUGAUAGCUUGGAUCUGGAGAACUGGUAUAGCUGCGGUGAAGGUGAAAUUUCCGAAAUUGAGAGUGACAUUGGAUCUCCAGGAAUCUGGAAAACAUCAAAAUUUCAUAUUCAUCCUUUAUACCAGCAUGUUUUGCUCUAUCUUCAAGUGUGUGACUCCACGAGGGCUUUACAUGCUCUGUCUGCUAUUGAAUCUAUCUUGAAAGCAAAUCCAGUAGGAUUUGUGAGUGCCAUUUCCACCACUAGUGUAAAUAAUACCUACACUCCACAGCUCUCUCUACUGCAGAAUCUCAUGGCCAGACAUCGAAUUUCUGUGAUGGGCAGGGACUUCUACAGCCACAUUCCGCUCGAUUCCAGCCAUGCUUUCCGUAGCUCAAUGUAUAUAGAGAUCAUUAUCUCGCUCUGCUUGUAUUUUAUGAGAAGUUAUUACCCAGCCCAUGUAAAAGUGACUCAACAGGACCUUUCCGGAAACCAAAAUUUGCAAAUCGUGAGCAUCCAGAUCCUAACCUUACUUUUUACUGAGCUGGCAAAAGUGACUGAAAGUUCAGCCAAAGGCUUCGCCAGCUUUAUCUCUGACAUGCUGCUGAAAUGUAAGGUCCAGAAGGUAGUCCUCCACUGCUUGCUUUCCUCUGUCUUCAGUGCACAGAAGUGGCACUAUCUAAGAACAGCUGGGAGGAACGUAAUGGCAGUUGAAGAGGGGUUAUCUGAGGACAGUAUCAUCAAUUUUUCAGCAGAUGAAAUUGACAAUUGCGGCACAUUGCAGGCUCAGCUACUAAAGCUGGUGCAGCGAUUGAUUGUCCUGGAGCACAGAGUGAUGGUUGCAUCUGAAGAUAGUGAGACAGGAUAUGAAUUUGUCACGUCUGAUCUAGAGAAUAGUAAUCCACAACAGCCAUUGACUUCCGUACAAUAUCUACACUCCCAACCAAUUACUUCUCAGGGAAUGUUCAUCUCUGCUGUAAUUAAGGCAUUAAAUCAACCCUUUUCCUGUAAAAUGGACUCUCAGUGGAUUGGGUUGAUAACAGCAACUCUUCCAUAUAUGGGGAAAGUACUGCAAAAGAUGGUGACAGCUGUGACGUUACAACUUUGCCGAAAUUUGGACAACCUAAUCCAUCAGUAUAAAUAUGAGUCUGGAAUGUCAAACAGCAGGCCAACUUGGAUGGCAGUGAGCAUUGCCCCAGAUAUGAUUCUCACUCUCCUUGAAGGAAUGACCACAAUUAUUCACUACUGUCUGUUAGAUCCUUCCAUACAAUACCACCAGCUGAUGGUUUCUGUGGACCAGAAAUAUUUGUCUGAAGCAAGAAAUGGAAUUCUUUUUAUCUUGUGUACCAUCAUGUCUUCUGUGAGUCUGCUGUGGGGAAUUUUGCAAGUUGCAGACUCAACCGAGAGAACCGUAGCUGCUUCUGCUGUUACUAUCAAUCUGGGUUCCACAAAGAGUCUUCGACAACAGAUUUUAGAGCUCUUGGGCCCCAUCUCUAUGAACCAUGGCGUACACUUCAUGGCUGCUAUUGCUUUUGUCUGGAAUGAAAGGAGAGAGAACAUGAGCGCCACCAGAAACAAAGUUAUUCCUGUACCCUGUCCUGAACAGUUGUUGUUGGUGGAACUAGUACGCUCCAUUAGCGUAAUGAGGGCUGAGACUGUUAUGCAAACGGUGAAGGAAGUGUUAAAACAGCCUCCAGCCUCAACCAAGGAGAAGAAACAGCUCCCACUGGAAGUUUGUAUGCUGCAGUUUUUCUAUGCAUAUGUACAAAGGAUUUCAGUGCAGAAUUUAGCAGACAGCUGGCCAUCUCUUUUGACAUUGCUGAAAGAUUCCGUUCAACUUUAUCUACCCCCACCUGCACAAUUCCUCAUCCUUGGAGUACUUAAUGAGUUCAUUAUGAAAAAUCCCAAUCUGGAAAACAAAAAGGACCAAAGAGACCUUCAGGAUAUCACCCAUAAGAUAGUGGAGGCCAUUGGAACCAUUGCAGGCUCCUCUUUGGAACAGACCACCUGGCUGAGGAGGAACCUAGAAGUAAAGGCUUCCCCACAAAUUCUAGUAGAAGGAAGCAAUGUGGAAAGAGAUGUUGAAGAUAUUAUGUUGACCCCAGUGAUGGAGACGGCCAGUAUCACACCUUCUGUGUAUAGUGUACAUGCACUGACCUUAUUAGCGGAGGUUUUGGCUCACCUUUUGGAUAUGGUAUUCCACAGUGAUGAAAAGGAAAAAGUUAUCCCAUUACUUGUUAACAUUAUGUACUAUGUGGUGCCUUAUCUUCGCAAUCACAGUGCCCACAACGCCCCAAGUUACCGAGCGUGUGUGCAAUUGGUAAGCAGUCUGAGUGGCUAUCAAUAUACCAGACGGGCUUGGAAAAAAGAAGCAUUUGAUCUUUUUAUGGACCCCAACUUCUUCCAUAUGGAUGCAUCUUGCGUUAGUCAUUGGAGAGCCAUCAUAGAUCACCUGAUGACCCAUGACAAAACCACAUUCAGAGAUCUCAUGACUCGAGUUGCUGUGGCACAAAGCAGCUCACUCAAUCUGUUUGCAAGCCGUGAGGCAGAACUGGAACAACGAGCAAUGCUUCUAAAGAGACUGGCCUUUGCUAUUUUUAGCAGUGAAGUGGAUCAAUACCAGAAGUAUCUGCCAGACAUACAAGAACGCCUGGUAGAAAGUUUGCGUCUACCACAGGUCCCCACACUCCAUGCCCAGGUGUUCCUCUUUUUCCGGGUGUUGCUGUUACGGAUGUCUCCACGCCAUCUCACUUCACUAUGGCCCACUAUGAUCACAGAACUGGUGCAAGUAUUUUUGCUGAUUGAGCAGGAACUGACUGCAGAUGAAGACAUUUCAAGAACUGCUGGACCAUCAGUCUCUGGUUUGGAAACUACCUACAUGGGAGGCAAUGGGUUCUCCACAUCCUACAACAACCAGCGGUGGCUUGGCCUGUACCUAUCUGCAUGCAAAUUCCUGGAUUUGGCUUUGACCUUGCCCUCUGAAAACCUCCCACAGUUUCAGAUGUAUCGUUGGGCUUUCAUUCCAGAAGUAUCUGAUGAUUCAGGGCUGGAGGUUCGCAGACAGGGAACACAUCAACGAGAAUUCAAGCCUUAUGUGGUUCGAUUGGCCAAACUGCUGAGGAAAAGAGUGAAGAAAAAUCCAGAGGAUGACAACUCGGGGAGGAUCCUCGCUUGGGAACCAGAUCAUCUGUUGCUGACUGUUUACUCCAUUCGGAGUAUCGAGCAACUGCUUCCUUUCUUCAAUGUACUCAGCCAGUUUUUCUCCAACAAAAUCUCAAGCAGGUUUACUGGAUCCUCAGGGAGCCCAGUCCCGCACACAAACUCAUUCUCAAACAAAGACAUUAAAACUGAGAACCAGAAAACAUUCUGGAGCAAAGCCAGACAGAAAAUAGAGGAAGUGCUUGAGAAAGAUUUCCUGGAAGGUGUUAUAAAAACAUAAUAGCAUACUGUUGGAGAUAGUGUAAUCACUCAAAGCAAAUAUUCUAUAUGUACAUUUCAGUUUGCACUUAAACGAGGAACUCAAUUCAAGGAUGUAAUUAUAUUAAAUUUUAUUUGUACAGUUUGCAUCCUGAAUACUGAAUUAUGAAUUUGGUUUUUGUCAAGUACUGUUGGCUCAUAUCGAUUAUGGUGCCUAAAUGUAAAUUACUGUACUAUUCCAUUUGGUUCUAAAAAAGUGCAUUUGUGAUAAAUUCUACGUAUGAUGGCCCAGUAUUAAAUGUACAUUUUGAUUGCA
Carcharodon carcharias (great white shark) is the source of this 7969-nucleotide messenger RNA. RefSeq names its product DOP1 leucine zipper like protein A (gene dop1a). NCBI's taxonomy places the organism in Eukaryota, Metazoa, Chordata, Chondrichthyes, Lamniformes, Lamnidae. Gene Ontology annotation, cellular component: endosome; trans-Golgi network. The coding region runs from base 248 to 7675 and encodes 2475 amino acids. The transcript is spliced from 38 exons. The record is from RefSeq and is a predicted model, not a curated record. Gene Ontology annotation, biological process: Golgi to endosome transport.